Molecule: messenger RNA, 11060 nt
Organism: Zootoca vivipara (common lizard)
Lineage: Eukaryota; Metazoa; Chordata; Lepidosauria; Squamata; Lacertidae
Source: RefSeq, a predicted model, not a curated record
CAACUAUAAUGAGAUAAAGUAAAAAAUAUCAAAUUGCAUGGCACGCCCUUUCAAAUUUCAUUCCUAUAUAUUCUGGUGCAUGCUUAAUCAACUUAGAAGGCGAUCUGGUAAAAAUGAGUUCCUUCCUGAUCUUUCCUUGGCUGUUCCUGUUUCAUGAAAUAUGUUUAACUGCAUCAGGAACGACAACUAUUGCAGAAACUACUGGACCAGCAAUGUUUGCACAAACUACUGGAAUCCAUGAAUGUGGCAAUACUUUCUCAAAUCCAUCUCAGUCGUUUUCUGGCCCGUAUUACAAUGGUGAUGGAAGCAUCAUGCAGUGUCUCUGGACAAUCCAUUCCUAUGAUUUUAGCCCUAUAGUGCUAACUCUUGAUUAUUUGAAUUUGGACUGUAUUCAUGAAUAUGUUCAUGUCUACGACGGAAAGGUUUAUCAAUCAGCACUACUUGGGAAUAUAUGCAGUGGCUGGGGUUGGGUAUUCACUUCCUAUACAGGCACUAUGACAGUUCUGCUCCACAGACAGUCUUAUUCCUCAGGCACUGGCUUUUUUGCCUAUUACGAUAUAGCAGAAUUAACCACAGGACUCCCACAAAUUAACGAAGUUCCUACAACGGAAUCAGCAGUCUCACCCAGAGCUUCCAGAGAACCUCAUACAACAGAAGUUCCUACAAGUGAGCCAGCAGUUUCACCCAGAGAUCCCCCCAUGAGACUGGUCGGUGGGAACAACAGAUGUGAAGGACGCGUGGAACUCAACUACAGAGGAAGCUGGGGGACAGUCUGUGAUGAUGGCUGGGACUUAAAUGAUGCGCAGGUUGUUUGCAGAAAGCUUGGAUGUGGAUUGGCUUUGUCAGCACCAGGAAAUGCCCCUUUUGGCCAAGGAUCUGGCCAGAUUCUCCUGGAUGAUGUAAACUGCAGAGGGAAUGAAACUUCUCUGGAGCUGUGCUUCCAUCGGGGAUGGGGAAGUCACAACUGUGGUCAUAAUGAAGACGCUGGUGUCAUCUGCUCAGCUUCCAGAGAACCUCAUACAACAGAAGUUCCUACAAGUGAGCCAGCAGUUUCACCCAGAGAUCCCCCCAUGAGACUGGUCGGUGGGAACAACAGAUGUGAAGGACGCGUGGAACUCAACUACAGAGGAAGCUGGGGGACAGUCUGUGAUGAUGGCUGGGACUUAAAUGAUGCGCAGGUUGUCUGCAGAAAGCUUGGAUGUGGAUUGGCUUUGUCAGCACCAGGAAGUGCCCGUUUUGGCCAAGGCCCUGGACAGAUUCUCCUGGAUGAUGUAAACUGCAGAGGGAAUGAAACUUCUCUGGAGCUGUGCUCCCAUCGGGGGUGGGGAAGUCACAAUUGUGGUCAUAAUGAAGACGCUGGUGUCAUCUGCUCAGAAGUUCCUACAACGGAAUCAGCAGUCUCACCCAGAGAUCCCCCCAUGAGACUGGUCGGUGGGAACAACAGAUGUGAAGGACGUGUGGAACUCAACUACAGAGGAAGCUGGGGGACAGUCUGUGAUGAUGGCUGGGACUUAAAUGAUGCGCAGGUUGUCUGCAGAAAGCUUGGAUGUGGAUUGGCUUUGUCAGCACCAGGAAAUGCCCCUUUUGGCCAAGGAUCUGGCCAGAUUCUCCUGGAUGAUGUAAACUGCAGAGGGAAUGAAACUUCUCUGGAGCUGUGCUUCCAUCGGGGAUGGGGAAGUCACAACUGUGGUCAUAAUGAAGACGCUGGUGUCAUCUGCUCAGCUUCCAGAGAACCUCAUACAACAGAAGUUCCUACAACGGAAUCAGCAGUCUCACCCAGAGAUCCCCCCAUGAGACUGGUCGGUGGGAACAACAGAUGUGAAGGACGCGUGGAACUCAACUACAGAGGAAGCUGGGGGACAGUCUGUGAUGAUGGCUGGGACUUAAAUGAUGCGCAGGUUGUCUGCAGAAAGCUUGGAUGUGGAUUGGCUUUGUCAGCACCAGGAAGUGCCCCUUUUGGCCAAGGAUCUGGCCAGAUUCUCCUGGAUGAUGUAAACUGCAGAGGGAAUGAAACUUCUCUGGAGCUGUGCUUCCAUCGGGGAUGGGGAAGUCACAACUGUGGUCAUAAUGAAGACGCUGGUGUCAUCUGCUCAGCUUCCAGAAGACCUAAUGCCACAGAAGAAGUUCCUACAAGUGAGCCAGCAGUUUCACCCAGAGAUGCUUCCAUGAGACUGGUCGGUGGGAACAACACAUGUGAAGGACGCGUGGAACUCAACUACAGAGGAAGCUGGGGGACAGUCUGUGAUGAUGGCUGGGACUUAAAUGAUGCGCAGGUUGUCUGCAGAAAGCUUGGAUGUGGAUUGGCUUUGUCAGCACCAGGAAGUGCCCGUUUUGGCCAAGGCCCUGGACAGAUUCUCCUGGAUGAUGUAAACUGCAGAGGGAAUGAACCUUCUCUGGAGCUGUGCUCCCAUCGGGGGUGGGGAAGUCACAACUGUGGUCAUCAUGAAGACGCUGGUGUCAUAUGCUCAGGAACUGAUGCUUCGUUGAGACUGGUCAAUGGAACCAACAGAUGUGAAGGCCGGCUUGAAGUCUACCACCAAGGAAACUGGGGGACAGUCUGUGAUGAUGAUUGGGACAUAAACGAUGCACAGGUCGUCUGCAGACAGCUUGGGUGCGGAUUGGCUCUAUCGGCAAGAGGAAGUGCCUAUUUUGGCCAAGGCACUGACAAUAUUCUCCUGGACGAUGUGAGGUGCAGAGGGAAUGAAAUUUCUCUUGAGCAGUGCUCCCACAGAGGAUGGCAAAUCCAUAACUGUGUCCAUGUAGAAGAUGCUGGUGUGGUCUGUUCAGAUGGAUCCUUGAGACUGGUCAAUGGAACCAACAGAUGUGAAGGUCGCCUUGAAGUAUACCACAGAGGAAAUUGGGGGACAGUCUGUGAUUAUGGUUGGGACAUAAAUGAUGCACACGUUGUCUGCAGACAAAUUGGAUGUGGAUGGGCUCUGUCAGCUACAAAAGGAACCCGUUUUGGCCCAGGCUCUGGCAAUAUUCUUUUCAGUGAUGUUCAGUGUGGAGGAUAUGAAUCUUCUUUUGUGUAUUGCCCCCGUCACAAUUGGGAAAUUCAUAAUUGUGGCCAUCAGGAUAUUGCUGGAGUCAUUUGCACAGGAUUGUUCAAAGAUGCUGUAUUGAGACUGGUCAAUGGAACCAACAGAUGUGAAGGCCGUCUUGAAGUGUACUACAGAGGAAGUUGGGGGACCGUCUGUGAUGAUGGUUGGGACAUAAAUGAUGCACACGUGGUCUGUGGACAGGCUCAGUGUGGCCGGGCUCUAUUAGCUGCAACAAACGCCCGUUUUGGCCAAGGCUCUGGAAAUAUUCUCCUGGAUGAUGUGCAGUGCAGAGGAAUUGAAACUUCUCUUGAGCAGUGCCCCCACUCAGGGUGGGAAACCCAUAAAUGUAGCCAUCAGAAAGAUGCUGGUGUCAUCUGCACAGGACCUCUCUUACGGUUGGUUAAUGGAAACAACAGGUGUGAAGGUCGCCUUGAAGUAUAUCAUGAUAGAACCUGGGGGACUGUCUGUGAUGAUCUUUGGAGCAUGAAUGAUGCACAUGUUGUCUGCAGAGAGCUUGGAUGUGGACCAGCUCUGUCAGCACCAGGAAGUGCCCGUUUUGGUGAAGGCUCAGGCAACAUCCACCUGGACAAUGUGGAGUGCACAGGAAGCGAAUCUUCCCUGCUUCAGUGUUCUCACGCAGGUUGGGGGACACAUAACUGUGGUCAUCGUGAAGAUGCCAGUGUCACCUGCUCAGGUAUUCCUAGGCUGGAACAUGCCUUGCGGUUAGUUAAUGGAAGGAACAGAUGUGAAGGUCGCCUUGAAGUAUAUCAUGACAGAAGCUGGGGGACUGUCUGUGAUGAUAUUUGGAGCCUGAAUCAUGCACACGUUGUCUGCAGUGAGAUUGGUUGUGGACCAGCUCUUUCGGCACCAGGAAGUGCACACUUUGGUGAAGGCUCAGGCCACAUCCACCUGGACGAUGUACGGUGCAGAGGAAAAGAAUCUUCCCUGCUCCAUUGUUCUCAUACAGGUUGGGGAACACAUAACUGUAACCACCGUGAAGAUGCCAGUGUCAUCUGCUCAGGUAUUCUAGACUAGGAUUCCUUGCGAUUAGUUAAUGGAAGAAACAGGUGUGAAGGCCGCCUUGAAGUAUAUCAUGAUAGAACCUGGGGGACUGUCUGUGAUGAUCUUUGGAGCCUGAAUCAUGCACACAUUGUCUGCAGAGAGAUUGGAUGUGGACCAGCUCUGACAGCACCAGGAAGUGCCCGUUUUGGUGAAGGCGCAGGCAACAUCCACCUGGACAAUGUGCAGUGCACAGGAAAUGAAUUUUCCCUGCUUCACUGUUCUCACAGAGGUUGGGGAACACAUGACUGUGGUCAUCAUGAAGAUGCCAGUGUCAUCUGCUCAGGUAUUCCUAGGCUAGAAACACCCUUGCGAUUGGUUAAUGGAGGUACCAAGUGUGAAGGUCGUCUUGAAGUAUAUCAUGAUAGAACCUGGGGGACUGUCUGUGAUGAUAUUUGGAACCUGAAUCAUGCACAUGUUGUCUGCAGAGAGCUUGGAUGUGGACCAGCUCUGUCAGCACCAGGAAGUGCCCGUUUUGGUGAAGGCUCAGGCAACAUCCUCCUGGACGAUGUACAGUGCACAGGAAGCGAAUCUUCCCUGCUUCAGUGUUCUCACAGAGGUUGGGGGACACAUAACUGUAACCAUGUUGAAGAUGCCAGUGUCAUUUGCUCAGGUAUUACUUAAGAACUCUUGCCGAAAUAAUCAACAUAUUUUUGACUUGUUUUACAAUAAGAAAUACCUUUUUUAAAUAUUUCCAAUUUAGCUGCUUUAAGAUUAGCUAAUGGAGGCAACAGAUGUGAAGGUCGCCUUGAGGUAUAUCGUAAUGGCAGCUGGGGAACAGUCUGUGAUGAUCUUUGGAGCAUGAAUGAUGCACAAGUGGUCUGCAGAGAGCUUGGAUGUGGACCAGCUCAGUCAGCACCAGGAAGUGCCCGUUUUGGUCAAGGCUCGGGCAACAUCCUCCUGGACAAUGUGGAGUGCACAGGAAAUGAACCUUCCCUGAUUCACUGUUCUCACAGAGGUUGGGGAACACAUGACUGUGGUCAUCAUGAAGAUGCCAGUGUCAUCUGCUCAGGUAUUUCUAGGCUGGAACAUUCCUUGCGUUUGGUUAAUGGAGGCAGCAAAUGUGAAGGUCGUCUUGAAGUAUAUCAUAAUGGCAACUGGGGGACUGUCUGUGAUGAUCUUUGGAGCAUGAAUGAUGUGCAAGUGGUCUGCAGAGAGCUUGGAUGUGGACCAGCUCAGUCAGCACCAGGAAGCGCCCAUUUUGGUCAAGGCUCAGGCAACAUUCUCCUGGACAAUGUGGAGUGCACAGGAAAUGAACCUUCCCUGCUUCAUUGUUCUCAUGCAGGUUGGGGAACACAUAACUGUGGUCAUCAUGAAGAUGCCAGUGUCAUCUGCUCAGGACCCAACACAAGCUGACAGUUGCGUUUAGUGAAUGGAUGGAACAGGUGUGUUGGGAGAGUUGAAGUCAACUACGAAGGAACUUGGGGGACUGUUUGUGAUGACAACUUUGAUAAGAAAAAUGCACACGUAGUGUGCAGACAACUUGAGUGUGGAGAGGCAACCACGGUGUAUGGAUGGUCUUAUUUUGGCCGAGGAUCUGGACCCAUACUCCUGGACGAUGUGAACUGCACAGGAAGUGAACUCCACCUCUGGGACUGUCCUCAUGCUACAUGGUUGGUAAAUGACUGUGGGCACAAUGAAGACAUCAGCGUCGUCUGCUCAGAGGCUGGAAAUCAACCAACAGGUUACUUGCCUGUCCAGUUGGUCGGUGGACGCUCAAACUGUGAAGGCCGCGUUGAAGUGUAUUCUGACGGGCAAUGGGGAACAGUGUGUGAUGACACCUGGAAUGAAAGAGGUGCAGCUGUUGUAUGCCAGCAACUUGGUUGCGGUGAAGCCGUCUCGGCUCUGGGAGGUGCUUUUUUUGGCCCAGGCACAGGAGAUAUUGUUCUGGAUAAUGUGGAUUGCGAUGGAAAUGAGACAAGUCUGGGAGAAUGCUACCAUCAAGGAUUUUAUAAUAAUAACUGCAAUCACAGUGAAGAUGCGGGUGUUAUUUGUUCAGCUCACACGUAUUCUACAACACCAGAAGGAACCACUGCAACAUUGUUGACAACAGAAGGAACCACCCAAACAAUAAGCACAACUGAGGAAACUGUUACUCCUGAGAUCCCAACCACAACUCAAGAAAGUACACAACAGUCUGGGGAAAUUACUCUUACCUCUGUGCAGGAGAUUUCGCCAUCAGGAACAUCAGCAAAUCCUUUCUCCCUAAGACUGGUGAAUGGAGAGAACAGCUGUCAGGGUCGUGUUGAGGUCUACCAUAAUGGGGAGUGGGGAACCGUCUGUGAUGAUGAUUGGGACAUUAAUGAUGCUCGCGUUGUCUGCAAAGAAGUUGGUUGUGGAGAAGCCACUUCAGCUCCACUUAGUGCCUACUUUGACCAAGGAUCUGGCAGCAUCCUCCUGGAUGCAGUACAGUGCAAAGGGAAUGAAACUUCUCUUAAGGACUGCUCCCAUAAGGGAUGGGGGGUUCAUGACUGCAAACAUAAGGAAGAUGCCAGCGUCAUCUGCUCAGAACCUCUAACCACCACAGAAGUACCCACCACAGCUGAACCUAUAACCACUACAGUAGAACCCGUCACAUCUGGAACUUCACCACCUCAAUCUACCAUACAGAGUAUCACAACAGGAACUCCACCACCUCAAUCUACUGAACAGAGUGUUACAACAGCGAAUUCUCCUUUGGAAACAUCAGCAAGCCCUUUCUCCCUAAGACUGGUGAAUGGAGAGAACAACUGUCAGGGUCGCCUUGAAGUCUACCAUGAUGGGGAGUGGGGGACCGUCUGUGAUGAUGAUUGGGACCUGAAGGAUGCUCAGGUUGUGUGCCAACAACUUGGUUGCGGAGAAGCCACUGCAGCCCCACUAAGUGCCUUCUUUGGCCGAGGCUCUGGCAGCAUCCUCCUGAAUGCAGUACAGUGUGAAGGGACUGAAUCUUCUUUUGAGGACUGUUCUCAUAAUGGAUGGGGAGUCCAUGACUGCAAACAUAAGGAAGAUGCCAGUGUUAUCUGCUCAGGACCUCUAACUACCACAGAAACACCCAUUACAUCUGGAACUCCACCACCACAAUCUACAGAACAGAGGGUGACAACUGAGAUUUCACCAUCAGGAACAUCAGCAAGCCCUUUCUCCCUAAGACUGGUGAAUGGAGAGAACAGCUGUCAGGGUCGUGUUGAAGUCUACCAUAAUGGGGAGUGGGGGACCGUCUGUGAUGAUGAUUGGGACCUGAAGGAUGCUCGCGUUGUCUGCAAAGAAGUUGGUUGUGGAGAAGCCACUUCAGCUCCACUAAGUGCCUACUUUGACCAAGGAUCUGGCAGCAUCCUCCUGGAUGCAGUACAGUGCGAAGGGAAUGAAACUUCUCUUAAGGACUGCUCCCAUAAGGGAUGGGGAGUCCAUGACUGCAAACAUAAGGAAGAUGCCAGCGUUAUCUGCUCAGGACCCCUCACCACCACAGAAAUACCCAUUACAUCAGCGAAUUCUCCUUUGGAAACAUCAGCAAGUCCUUUCUCCCUCAGACUGGUGAACGGAGAGAACAGCUGUCAGGGUCGCCUUGAAGUCUACCAUGAUGGGGAGUGGGGGACCGUCUGUGAUGAUGAUUGGGACCUGAAGGAUGCUCAGGUUGUGUGCCAACAACUUGGUUGCGGAGAAGCCACUGCAGCCCCACUAAGUGCCUUCUUUGGCCGAGGCUCUGGCAGCAUCCUCCUGAAUGCAGUACAGUGUGAAGGGACUGAAUCUUCUUUUGAGGACUGUUCUCAUAAUGGAUGGGGAGUCCAUGACUGCAAACAUAAGGAAGAUGCCAGCGUUAUCUGCUCAGGACCCAUCACCACCACCGAAACAGCCAUUACAUCCGGAACUCCACCACCUCAAUCUACUGAACAGAGUGUUACAACAGCGAAUUCUCCUUUGGAAACAUCAGCAAGUCCUUUCUCCCUAAGAUUGGUGAAUGGAGAGAACAGCUGUCAGGGUCGCCUUGAAGUCUACCAUGAUGGGGAGUGGGGAACUGUCUGUGAUGACGAUUGGGACAUGAAGGAUGCUCAGGUUGUGUGCCAACAACUUGGUUGCGGAGAAGCCAAUUCAGCCCCACUAAGUGCCUUCUUUGGCCGAGGCUCUGGCAGCAUCCUCCUGAAUGCAGUACAGUGUGACGGGACUGAAUCUUCUUUUGAGGACUGUUCUCAUAAUGGAUGGGGAGUCCAUGACUGCAAACAUAAGGAAGAUGCCAGCGUUAUCUGCUCAGGACCUCUUACCACCACAGAAAUACCCAUUACAUCUGAGAUUUCACCAUCAGGAACAUCAGCAAGCCCUUUCUCCCUAAGACUGGUGAAUGGAGAGAACAACUGUCAGGGUCGCCUUGAAGUCUACCAUGAUGGGACCUGGGGAACUGUCUGUGAUGACGAUUGGGACAUAAAGGAUGCUCAGGUUGUGUGCCAACAACUUGGUUGCGGAGAAGCCACUGCAGCCCCACUAAGUGCCUUCUUUGGCCGAGGCUCUGGCAGCAUCCUCCUGAAUGCAGUACAGUGUGACGGGACUGAAUCUUCUUUUGAGGACUGUUCUCAUAAUGGAUGGGGAGUCCAUGACUGCAAACAUAAGGAAGAUGCCAGUGUUAUCUGCUCAGGACCUCCAGCCACCACAGAAGCACCCAUUACAUCUGGAACUCCACCACCACCACAGUCUACAGGACAGAGCAUUACAACUGAUGAUUCUUCAUCGGGAACAACAGCAAAUUCUUUCUCCCUAAGACUGGUGAAUGGAGAGAACAGCUGUCAGGGUCGUGUUGAAGUCUACCAUAAUGGGGAGUGGGGGACCGUCUGUGAUGAUGAUUGGGACAUUAAUGAUGCUCGCGUUGUCUGCAAAGAAGUUGGUUGUGGAGAAGCCACUUCAGCUCCACUAAGUGCCUACUUUGACCAAGGAUCUGGCAGCAUCCUCCUGGAUGCAGUACAGUGCGAAGGGAAUGAAUCUUCGCUUAAGGACUGCUCCCAUAAGGGAUGGGGAGUCCAUGACUGCAAACAUAAGGAAGAUGCAAGUGUCAUUUGCUCUGCCACUCAGAGUGAGCACACUCCUGCACCUCGGCCUAGCACCAAAGCAUCCACUACUUCUGAUGGCACCGUGAGACUAGUCAAUGGACGGAACAGAUGCGAGGGACGGGUUGAAGUACUUCACAAUGGAAUUUGGGGGACAGUCUGCGACGAUGAGUGGGACUUAAGCGAUGCAAGUGUUGUGUGCAGGCAGCAGGAAUGUGGACCCGCUCGCUCAGCAACAGCAAAUGCUAUGUUUGGUGAAGGCCCAGGGCCAAUUAUUAUGGAUGAUGUCAGGUGCACGGGCAAUGAAAUCAGCUUGGGACACUGCUCCCACAGAGGCUGGGGAUUGCACAAUUGUCUCCAUAGAGAAGAUGCUGGUGUCAUCUGCUCAGUACCAACUGUGAGCACUCCUACUCCAAGACCUGCAAUUAGCAAGGAAACUACACUUUCAAAUGGAGCAUCUGUGAAACUAGUCAAUGGAAGACACAGAUGUGAAGGACGGAUUGAAGUGCUUCACAAUGGAAGGUGGGGGACGGUCUGCGACGAUGCAUGGGACUUAACUGAUGCAAGUGUCGUAUGCAGGCAGCUUGGAUGUGGACCUGUUAUCUCAGCACCUGGACAGGCUCAAUUUGGUCCUGGUUCAGGCACAAUCCAUCUGGAUGAUGUCUCCUGCGCUGGGAAUGAAUGGCACUUGGGCCAGUGCCCUCACAGAGGCUGGGGGAUACAUAAUUGCCUCCGCAGUGAAGAUGCUAGUGUCAUCUGCGCAGAACCAGUCCAGACCACACCUGCUCCGACAGAAGGGGCUGUGAAACUGGUCAAUGGAAGACAUGCAUGUGAAGGGCGGGUUGAAGUCUUUCACAACGGAAGAUGGGGGACAGUCUGUGACGAUUUGUGGGGCAUGACCCAUGCACAAGUUGUGUGCAGGAAGCUUGGAUGUGGAGAUGCUAUCUCGGCACUAGGAAAGGCUCAGUUUGGUGAAGGCCCAGGCUCAAUUCUUAUGGAUGAUGUCCGCUGCACUGGGAAUGAAGACAGCUUGAGUCAGUGCUCCCACAGAGGCUGGGGAAUACAUAAUUGUGUUCAUAGGGAAGAUGCUGGUGUCAUGUGCUCAGCAAAGGCUGCCCCCCAAGCCACCACUACAGCAGCUCCUGUGGAUGAUACAACUACAGAUCCUGUAACACUUACAUGUUUGCCCGAAUACAUGAAGGCAGUUAUUGGCAGAGAAUAUCUCACUUCAAAAGGCUGCUCUGAGUGCAAUCUGUACUUGAGUGACCAAGCCUGCAAACCUGAGACUACAAGAGACGAAUUUAUAUUCUAUAUACCAUAUGAUGGUUGCGGGACAAGGCGGGAGAACAAUGGAGGGGUUAGCAGUUUCUCCAAUACUGUCAACAGCCGUGGAACUGGUAUAAAUCCUCAGUUUAUAUUCAUCUGCAAAAUGGAACCAAGAGCCAUGAAGGAACUGACACACAACAUAGAUGAAAUGGAAUCCACGGAAGAAGGCCUAAAGCAAAGUGGAUUAUUCCAUAUGAAAUUUUUAUUUUAUGACUCACCUUCCUUCGCACGCCAAGUAGUUUCCAUGCCCUACUUUUUGAAGAUGAACCAGGACAAAAACUUCAAAGUUGAAAUCUCUAACUGUAAUCGGAGGCAAAUAUUCUUCGUAGACACCUGUUUGGCUUCGCCUAGCCCUCAUGACUUCACAACUACAACACAUACUCUAAUACAAAACGGGUGUGUUAAAGAUUAUAGCUAUGUGGGUUCUUAUAGACAGAGGGUCACCCGCUUCAGCUUUAAACCCAACUUCAAAUGGUCAACAGUUUACCUACAGUGCAAAAUUGUGGUGUGCGAUGCAUAUGACUAUAAAUCUCGAUGUUAUCAAGGCUGCCUGACCAGGCGUAAGAGAGAAAUAAGCUCUGGUCAAGAACACCUGCAAGUUAUUGGCCCAUUUAAGCUUCAUUAA